Myripristis murdjan (pinecone soldierfish) is the source of this 6358-nucleotide messenger RNA. It is a transcript of the gene med1, whose product is annotated as mediator complex subunit 1. NCBI's taxonomy places the organism in Eukaryota, Metazoa, Chordata, Actinopteri, Holocentriformes, Holocentridae. The record is from RefSeq and is a predicted model, not a curated record. Gene Ontology annotation, molecular function: nuclear vitamin D receptor binding; nuclear retinoic acid receptor binding; nuclear thyroid hormone receptor binding. Gene Ontology annotation, cellular component: mediator complex. The transcript has 16 exons. Gene Ontology annotation, biological process: cellular response to thyroid hormone stimulus; regulation of transcription by RNA polymerase II. The coding region runs from base 1 to 5526 and encodes 1841 amino acids.
AUGGCGGCGACGGCAGGGGUUUCUAUGCAGAGCAGUAGUCCAGCCAGAGAACUUACUCUCUCAGUCCAGCAAGGAGGGAGCCAACCUCAUGGAGAUCGGACUAAAACCGAAGAGGUAACAGAAGCAGAGAAACAGAGCCGCAUGGCUGCUCUACUGGAGAGGCUCCACGCCAAGCAUAAUGCUUCACGGCCUUGGCAGGAGACCUGCAAGGUGGUGCGUCAGGCCAUGGAGAAACGCGGUGUAAUGAAUGCAGCAGGCCACCAGCUCCUGCUCACCUGUCUGGAAACCCUGCAGAGAGCGCUGAAAGUGUCAUCUUUGCCCUCCAUGACAGAUCGGCUUGAAUCCAUCGCUCGCCAAAACAUGCUGGGCUCCCACCUCAGCCCAUCUGGGACAGAGUGCUACAUCACAUCAGACAUGUUCUAUGUGGAGGUGCAGCUGGACACCAGUGGACAGCUAGUAGACGUCAAGGUGGCUCAUCACGGGGAAAACCCUGCGAGCUGUCCUGAGCUGAUUCAACACCUAAGGGAGAAGAACUUUGAAGAGUUUUCCAAACAUCUGAAGGGCCUGGUCAAUCUAUACAAGCUCCCUGGAGACAAUAAGCUGAAAACCAAGAUGUAUCUGGCACUGCAGUCUCUGGAGCUUGAUCUAACCAAGAUGAUGCACAUGUUUAGGUUAGCCACCAAUGCUAAUACAGUGGAGACGAUACUUCAUGGCAGUGUGGGCCUGCUGACAGCCAGAAGUGGUGGCCAUCUUGUUUCUCUUCAGUGUUAUGUGUCCCCAUAUGACAUAUUUGAGGAGGGAACGGGCACACAGCUCAACUUGACAGACACUAAUGUGCCUCGCUCACUGGGUGUCAGUGUGUCUGUGACAGUUGAGGGCACCUCUUCAGUCUACAAGCUCCCUAUUGCUCCCCUCAUCACUGGAUCCCACCCAGUGGACAACAAGGGAACACCCUCCUUUUCUUCAGUGACCAACUCCAACUGUGUGGACCUACCGGCCUGUUUUUUCCUCAAGAUGAAUCGCCCCAUGCCCUUCUCGCUGUCUUUUAUUCAGAGGAUGGGCAGUGCUACUGGGAUUCCAGUGUUUGAAAACUCCCCUAGCCUUUCUCCUCUCUACCAGCUCAUUGUCCAAAGCCAGCUCCAGCUCCUUGAAGAGGGGAACUCCCCUCCACCGCCUUCACACAACAUGCACUUCUACUCUUUGUUGCCAGAUCAGCAGCACUGUUACUUCCUGAACGGUGAUGCCCCGGUACAGGAUGGUCGCUCCCUCCAAGGGGCACUGGUAUCAAAAAUCCCAUUCCGCCAUCCAGCCCAGGUUCCAGCCUUGCUUGAUAUCAUCCGGCACCAGGCAGCCUACAACACCCUGAUUGCCAGCUGUGUGAAACGCACUUCCAUCAAAGAGGACAGUGCAGGCCUACUGCAGUUUGAGGUGUGCCCUCUUACUGACUCUAGCUUCAGUGUCUCCUUCCAACACCCUGUCAACGAGUCCUUAGUCUGUGUGGUAAUGGAGGUGAUUGACUCUAGACAGGUGGCUUGCAAGCUAUAUAAGGGACUGUCAGAUGCUCUGAUCUGUACUGAUGAUUUCAUCACCAAAGUGGUCCAGAGAUGCAUGUCCAUCCCUGUGACCAUGCGGGCCAUCCGAAGGAAGGCCGAGACCAUCCAGGCAGACACACCAGCCCUCUCGCUCAUUGCAGAAACAGUGGAGAUCAUGGUAAAAAAUAACCUGCCACCUUCCGGUAGUCCCAGCUACAACAUGGCUACAGGUGAUGGAUCCAAUCCUAUGGGCCUGCCUGGGCUCACAGGGGGCAACACACCUACAGGGGGAGGGCCCCCUGGGGGACCAAAUUUUACAGGUCCCAUCACCUCUUUGUUUGGAAUGAGCCGUGGGCAAGCCCAAGGAGGAGGAGAAUGCCUAGGUCAAGGUGGGGUGACAGGGCAGCAACAGUUACAACAACAACAUCAGCAGCAACAACAAGGUCAGGGCCACUCAGACGAUUACAGCAAAGUCACCCAGAAUCCCAUCCUGACCAGUUUGUUACAGAUAACUGGAAGUGUAGGUUCUAGUCCAAGCUCCCAGAACACACCCUCACAACCCCACCAGACCCCACCUCCAACUUCCUCCCCUGCCAGCAACACCAAGAAUCACCCAAUGUUGAUGAACUUGUUGAAAGACAAUCCCACUCAAGAUUUUGCCACACUGUAUGGUUCCAGUCCAUUAGAGAGGCAGAAUUCAUCUGGCUCACCACGUACAGAGGGUAUGAGUGGGGCCUGCCCUGGAAGUGGUACAAAAGGGAAGAAAAAACGCCCACGGGGGACAGAAAAGGGUGGUGUUAUGCCUGGGGCUGGUGGUGGUGGUGGAGGAAGUGGGAUGGGCAUGAAAACACAGCAGACAUCGUCAAUGCAACAGCACCACCAUCAGCACCAAGCCACUCACGAGGAUGAUUUCCACCGUGAACUCUUCUCUAUGGAUGUUGAUGCCUCCCAGAAUCCUAUUUUUGAUGUCAAUCUGCCCGGAGAUGGCUUAGACACUCCCCAUAGCAUCACCCCAGCCCCUAGCCAAUGUGGGACUCCGCCCUCAGGCCCUGGUGGGCCCUAUCAUUCACAGUCUCAUGUCCAGUCUCAGCAACAACAGCAGGCUCCUCUACCCCCUCGGAUGGUACGCCUCUCUAGCUCUGAUAGCAUCGGAGCUGAUAUUACCGAAAUCUUGUCAGACUUGCCUGAGCAGACAGGUAAAGGUAGUAGUGGGGGCCACGGUCAGCACCAUAUGGGCAGUGGUGGGGAGGAUGGAGGCCCCCUAGGCACCCCUAUUCGUGAUUCGUCCAGCUCAGGCCAGGGCAGUGCGGUGUUUGACUCAGCGGACAUUUUUAAUACCAACAGCAACGAGAAUCCUUUCACAGAUGCUGCUGACCUGAUUGCUGAGGCUGCUGCUACUGCCGCGACACCCACCAGCGAUUCUUCUUCCACCAACUUUUUUCCUGAUGCUGCUGACUUCAACCCUGACCUGCUGACUUCAGGCCAUGGCUUCCCCCAGGGCUACUUUGAUGACAGCUCACCGAGUGCUGAUGGAGACAUGGACCUGGUCAAGGGUUUUGGUGGGAGCAGCCAGCAGAAUACCCCAUCAGGAACACCUCAGAAUCCCACACCACAUGGGCAGAGCACCCCUGAACCCUCACUGAAAGACCCUUUUGAUAUAGGGAUGGUUUUUGGAGGCAACAGUGGUGGGGGUAAACCACUUUUAGGGCAAGCUCCAGAUUUAGGGGAUUCACACUCAUCCCAUGGAGGAGGUGGACAGAGCCCCCUCAUGAUGGGCCUGGGAGGGACGAGCAGUGAUUUUAAAAGUUCAGAGGCCAAAGUGAAACAGCAACAACCGGGCCUCAUGAGGCCAAAGGAUGAGAAUGGAGGCAGUGGAGGGAGCAGUUCUGGGAUUGGGAUGAGUGGCAGCAGCUCGACAGAGGGGAAACAGGUCAAACGUAGCAGGACCCCAUCUAGUGAGGGGAAGUCAAAAGAGAAGCCCCCCAAACGCAAGAAGGUGGACCCUGAUGGAAAGUCCCCCUCCCACAGCUCAGGGGGACGCCCGUACACCCCUCCUAGUGGUGGCUCAGGCUCUGGAGGAAGCAUGAGUGGGGGAGGCUCCAAGUCUCCUGGUAGUUCUGGGCGAUCACAGACUCCUCCUGGUGGUGCCACCCCUCCCAUUCCCAAAAUUACAAUUCAAAUCCCCAAAGGGACUUUAUCUGGGGGGAAAACCUCAUCCCAUGGGGGGUACACCUCCAGCAGUUCAGCCACUAGCAGCACAGGUGGGACAGGGGGGACCAGUAGCAGCAAAAGCCACCAUUCUCAUUCCUCCUCCUCUUCUGGGAAGAUCAAGAGCAAGGAAGGCUCCAUGACACAGGGUAACAGCUCCAAGCCAGGGAAUGUGGGAGUAGGUGUUGGAGGUGUGCCGUCCCAGUCAAAAGGAUCCUCUCAGGGAAUGGGUGUUGGCAAACCAGGGUCCUCUCCCAUCACCAAACAUGGAAUGUCUGGGCCAGGCAGCAGUGGGAGUGGAAUUGGGAGUGGUAACAAGAUCAAGCCUCAAGGGGGCAAGCCUCCUGGGUCACUCAUGAAUCCCAGUAUCAAGCCUAACAUCUCUCCAUCUCACUCUCGCUCUGGUAGCUCUAGUGACAAGUUGUCCUCCCCUAUGAAAAUGCAGCAGUCCCAAGUUCCAGGAACCCCUCCAUCCUCCAAGGCGAAAUCCCCCAUGGGCUCAGGAAGUGGCAGUUCCGGAGGAUCUAAGUCCUCUUCCAGUGGUGGGAUGGGUUCCCAGAAGCCAAUGGGUAGCAGUUCUUCCUCUGGUUCUGCAUCAUCCUCAUCAUCCUCCAGCUCUUCAUCAUCGUCUGGUUCCAUGUCCUUUUCAGGAGGCUCACAGUCUCAGUAUGGGGGUGGUGGAGGAGGAAGUGGAGGGGGAGGAGGUUCAGGAGGAGGAGGUGGUGGUGGUGGAGGAGGAAGUGGCAGUGGAGGGGGCAGUGGUAGUGGCGGAGGAGCUGCUCAGAACAAUGCAAACAACCCAAAUGCCAAAGGCAAGUCUCCUAGCCGCAACAAGAAACCCUCUCUUACGGCAGUUAUAGAUAAGCUAAAGAGUGUAGGAGGAGGAGGAGUCGGGGAAGAUGGUUGUGAAGUCGGUCCACCGGUAGGGGGAAGUGGUGGUGGGUCUGGUCCUGGUUCUGGUCCUGGAAAUGUACCUAGCAGUGGAGCCCCUAACAUGGGUCCCUCCAAGCAUGCCAUGUCCUCCCAAAGUGGGGAGUACAAGCGGGAAAAGUCAGAUAAAGAGGCAAAAGCCAAAGUGUCUGUGUCAGGGGGCAACAGUGGGGAUAAGAAACUGAUGGACCCAAAAUCAGGAGGGGUCAGUGGGACUGGUCUGGCCAAAAUUAUCAUCAGUAAACCAGAUGGCGGUUCACCCAGCAUCAAGGCCAAAGUGACCCUACAGAAAGCUGGCGAAGGGUCUAGUGACUCCAUGCGCCCCCAGCUUUCUAGCCUCAAAGCUUCUCCCCUCUUCAGUGGUUCAACCCCAAAACAUGACCGCUCCUCCCCUAGUCACAGCCGCUCACCUGGAUAUACACCGCUCAACCACGACAGUGAGAGUGAGUCGGGCAGCAGCUCGGUAGCUGAGAAGUCCCACCAGAACAGUCCCAGCUCAGAUGAUGAUCAGACCAUGCGCCCUUUGCCCCCGCAGGACUACAUGAGCUCCAUUCCGCUCAGCUCAGGGGAGAAGCACAAGAAACAUAAGAAGGAGAAAAAGAAGCAGAAAGAGAGGGAGCGGGAGAGGGACAGAGAGAGGGAGCGGGACAGGGAAAAAGAAAAAAAGAAGUCGUCCAUGUCCAUGGGUCCAUCCUCGCAUCCCAUGAAAGCGGACAGUUGGUCACGGUCACCCAUCUCAGCCUCAGAUUCAUCGCUGUCCAUGUUGGGUUCAGAGCGGCCAUCCCGGCCUAGUCCAGUGUGCAUGCGAAAUGAAGACGAUGACCUCAUGGACUCAGCUCUCACUGGCAACCUUUAAUUAAUGUUGGGUUUUUUGUUUGUUUGUUUGUUUGUUUGUUUUGUAAAGAGAGACAGCAUUUGCAUUUUAUUGAAUUUCACCCAUUUUUGACCUUUUUUUUUUUUUUUUUUUUUUUAAUAAUGCAUGGCAUUUAACAGAAAUGGGACUUUUAAUAUUUAUUCAACUCAAGCCAAGAAUUGGAACUGGAUUAAAAAAAAAAUAGGAUACUGUGGCUGUCUGAAUGAUUGACCUGUUAAAGUUAUAUUUUAAAAUGUCAUAUUUUAUAGUUCAUCAGUAUCAGUGCAUAUUACUAUCGGGGUCUUAAGUUGGAUGCUAGUUACAUAUAUAAUUCAUACACUUACGUUUCCAAUUUCCUUAAGUUUCAUUGAGGAAAUGGCAUCAGACAGUAUAUUUUCAGAGAUAAAGGCAUUUAUUUUUGUCUUGCUGUGAUAUCAGAAUGUCAUUAUUGUCAAAUACUGUUGCAAAUUUUGUGUUCAUUUCACAUUUAAUUCAUCUACUUUUUGCUGUUAUUGAUCUGUCAUUGUCUGCAGCCGAUGUCUAAUCAAAAAACCUACAAAAAUGCCACUAUGUUUUAAAACUAAACUAUGGAAACUUAAAAAAGUAUUGCAAAACAAGAAGUGUACAGUGUUUAAUCGCCUUGUUUUUCAGAUAACUGGGAAUUUUUAGAUUUUGAUACGUUUUAAAUUGUUGAUGUGCAGAUUAGUGUAGGUGAAGACUGCUACAGAUGAUGAAGCUAACUGAGGAAAACAGACAUGUACUGGUAAUUUUUUUAACUGUAGAGGUCUUGGAAGCUUGAAAUAAAACUUUCACUGCCAGAAAAUUGUAAUCUUCA